AUGAAAAGAUUUAUUUAUAUUUUUACUAUUUUAAUAAUAUUAAAUUUAAUUAACGCAAAAAUUUUUACUAAUCAAUCAAGUAACUACAGCAAUAAACAAGACAACAGUAAUAGCUCACAGACUAAUUAUAGUACUACAAAGACUGAAUAUAAUAGUCCAGAGACUAACUGUACUCCACAGACCACCACUGCACAGACUACCACUAAUAGUACUCCACAGACUACCACUGCACAGACUAACUGUACUCCACAGACUAAUAGUAGCCUAAGCAGUACUACACAGACUAACUAUAACAAAUCAAGCAGUACUCCACAGAAUAAUAGUAGUCUAAGCAGUACACAAGCCAACUGUAGACCAAGCAGUACACAGACUAACUGUAACAGUAACAGAUUAAGUAAUUCACAGACUAACUGUAACAGGUCUAACAGUAACUGUAAUAAAUCAAGUAACUGCUGUAAGCCAAGCAGUACACAAGCAAACUGUAAUAAAUUAAGUAAUUCACAGACUAACAGUAACAGAUCUAAUAGUAGUAUGACUAACUGUAACAGGUCUAACAGUAAUAGAUCUAACAAUAGUACACAAGCCAACUGUAAUAGAUCAAGUAACUGCUGUAAGCCAAGUGGUGGCUGCUGUGGUCCACAGACUAACUGCUGUAAGCCAAGUGGCGGCUGCUGUAAGCCAAAGACUAACUGCUGUGGUCCAAGUGGCUGUAAGCCAAGUGGUGGUUGUUGUAAGCCAAGUGGUGCCUGCUGUAAGCCAAGUAGUGGCUGCUGUGGUCCAUGUGACUGUAAGCCAAAGACUAACUGCUGUACGCCAAGUGCUGCCUGCUGUAAGCCAAGUGCUGGCUGUUGUAAGCCAAAGACUAACUGCUGUACGCCAAGUGCUGCCUGA
Messenger RNA from Nematocida parisii ERTm1, 891 nucleotides. RefSeq lists its product as uncharacterized. NCBI's taxonomy places the organism in Eukaryota, Fungi, Microsporidia. The transcript has a single exon. Bases 1 to 891 code for a protein of 296 amino acids. The record is from RefSeq and is a predicted model, not a curated record.